AUGUUUAACCAACAUUCAAAUCUUGCUUUAUUUGAUAUCAAAAUUAAAUCCCAUUAUAAAAAUUUACUUCUAGUCAAAGGAAAUGAAAAUGACAUUGAAAACAUAUCUUUAGAAGGGAGCGUCAAAAUAGCGUUCAAAGAAGAUAUACACGUGAAAAGAAUCAGUUUGAGUUUAGUAGGUGAAUUUUACUAUGAGUUGAUCGAUAAGGAAACCCAUGAACAAUACUUGGACCGCUUAUGCGUAUUGAAAGUCGACUGGGACAAUCUCUUGACUAGCGAUGAGGGAGAAAUAACAUUUGGCAAUUAUGGCGAUACCACUAUCCCAAUGUAUAGGAUGAAAAAAAAUAGUCACCUUGAGAAAGGUGGUGAUGUGUCUGAACUGCUUUCCAAACAGACUACUUCUCGUCCACAAUAUUUGAAAACUAAAUCGACACCAUCCAUGUCUACACUUUCAGGAGUAAACGGCAGCGGCAUUUCCUCAAGAGAGAAAUCAAAAAUUAUACAAAUUCCCAAGUCUGGAAUCGAUGGUACCCCAUUUAAAGACUUGAAAGAAUCUGUGAAUCAUUCUUUUCUCCUACCAAAGGGGAACUAUAGCUUACCUUUCAAGAUAUACCUCCCGGCAAAUAUUUCGGAAACAGUCGAAGGCCUCCCUAUUGGCUUUCUAUUGUACAGAUUUCAAUCUUCUAUAGAGAGAGGCCGCUUUGAAAGAACAUAUCAAAUGAGCAAGCAUGUUAGAAUUGUUCGUACUUUGCAUCCACAAAAUAUGAACUUAUGUGACAUGGUUGAUGUUAGCAAUACUUGGGUUGGGAAAUUACAGUACUGCGUUAGCAUGCCCAGAAAAGCUGUAGCUAUUGGCUCAACCAUUCCCAUCAAUUUAACAAUUGUCCCUAUAGCCAAAGGGUUGGGCUUGAGGGCAAUAAAUGCAUGUAUAGUGGAACAUUACCACAUCCAAGUAGGGAGUCAAAGAUUCCCUGAAUUCGAAAGAUUAUGUGGCGCACAACAGUUGGGUAUACCAAAUAGUGCUAAUCUACCAUACGAUAAAUGGUGCUUCAAGACUUAUUUCAAAGUUCCUGAUCAUUUAAAACAGCUCUCACAAAGUUGUGAAACUAAAAAUAGUAUGAUUGUGGUUAAGCAUAGAUUGAGAUUAGCGAUACAGCUCAAAAACAAAGAAGGUCACACCAGUGAACUUAGAGUUAACUUGCCGAUAUUUGUUUAUCUAAGUGCAAAUGUUGGCCAUGUUGUGGGAAGACAUUAUGAUGUUGAUAAUCACCACGGAACUUUUCAAUUGGAUUAUCUGAAAGAGGACACAUUGUUUUCAAAAAAGAAUUCUGUCUCGAACACUCCUGCAUUAUCGGAAGAUGAAGAUGGUGAAGUUGACUUGAGAAAUGAAGGAGGAAGAGUGGGAGGAAGAGUGGGAGGAAGAGGAGGAGGAAGAGGAGGAGGAAGAGGGGGAGGAAGAGGGGGAGAAGAAGAAGAAGGCGAAGAAGGCGAAGAAGAAGAAGAAGGAGAAGAAGAAGAAGGCGAAGAAGGAAAAAAAGAUGAUGAUUUGGAUAGAGAAGAUAGUGCACCGCCAAUGUAUCAACAGCAUGUAUUUGACAAAAUGUUUGAUAUGAACUUACCACAAACACCAUUAGAGCAGCUAAGAUCGCAAAGUGGAACACCAGUGGGGUCUCAAGUUAAUUCAUUGGCCAACCUCGACGAUUACUUUAACGUAGCUUGGAAUCAAAAUAUUGCGCUGAAUUACAAGAAAAAGAAAGGAGCAUCAACACCAAAAAUGGUGGAUUAUCUACACAUUCCAACAUAUGAUGAAGCAUUAGAUGAUAAUGAUGAUGAUGAUGAAAAGUAUUUCAUCGAUGGGUUUGCCCCAACAUAUUCAGAUGGAGAGGGUAGUGGUAGCCAAACUCCGAGUCUAAAAUCCGGGAGUACCACACCUAUAAGAGUUAAUACCACAACUCAAAGAACAAAUAGCCCAUUUGGUUAUUUUAAAUUUCACACAAAGAGUCAGUCUGUGCCGCAUUCGAGAUCCGGCUCAAUGUUGAAAUUGGAUAAACUAGGCACGGUUGUUGUUGGUAAUGAAAAUUCGCAAAAGCCGCUUAGCAAUAAAAUGUUCAAAGAAAAAAUAAAGAUGAAAAAUAAGUAA
Messenger RNA from Lodderomyces oxycetoniae, 2139 nucleotides. RefSeq lists its product as uncharacterized. Lineage: Eukaryota; Fungi; Ascomycota; Pichiomycetes; Serinales; Debaryomycetaceae. The record is from RefSeq and is a predicted model, not a curated record. The coding region runs from base 1 to 2139 and encodes 712 amino acids. Gene Ontology annotation, cellular component: plasma membrane; cytoplasm; cytosol. The transcript has a single exon. Gene Ontology annotation, biological process: ubiquitin-dependent endocytosis. Gene Ontology annotation, molecular function: ubiquitin protein ligase binding; protein-macromolecule adaptor activity.